AUGCUUGCCAAGCAAGGCUGGCGGGUUCUUGUCUCGCCAAAUUCUCUUGUAAGCCAAAUUUACAAAGGAAAGUACUUCCCUCGGUCCGAUUUUCUUAUUGCUAAUUUUGGUAAUAAUCCAAAUUUUGUCUGGCGAAGCAUAUGGCAAGUAAGAGACAUUGUUAAACUUGGUGACAAACGUAUCAUAGGAUCAGGGACCACUACCAGCAUACUGUCUCAACCUUGGUUACCUGACCACUCCAAUGUGUUUGUCACAACCACUCAUCUUGGGCUUCACAACAAGAUGAUUGUUCAUGACAUGUUUAAUGCGCGUGAUGCAUCUCUGAUUCUUGGACUGUCGUUAUGUAUUUCUGCUGGUGAUGAUUACUGGUCUUGGAUAAGGGAGAGCACUGGUAAUUUCUUGCUCAAGAUCCCCCCAAAGGUCAAGAACUUCAUGUGGAGAGCAGUUUCGAAUGCCCUCCCCACCUGCUUACAGCUUGUCACUAGGCAUGUAAAUAUCUCUCCAACUUGUCCCAUUUUCAAGAGCCAACCAAAAUCCAUCACUCAUGCUCUUAUUAGUUGCUCUUUUGCCCAAGCAUGUUGGCAUCAUGCUCAACCUUCUGUCAAUGCUACUGCUAACACUACUGUUGGUAUGUGGUUAAGCAAUGUGUUUACUGCUUCUGAUAUGGAAACAAACUAUCGCACACUCAUGCUGUGUUGGGUUGCUUCAUCAGCAUUAGUUACUCUUGAUCAAUGGCGCAAAGCUCGGGAUAAACAAAAUUUAUUAUCAUUGGCUCUUGGAACCGAUGGCUCUAAAGCUGAGCAAUGGACUGAACCUGGACCUAAUACAAUCAAGAUUAACAUUGAUGCCACUUUGUUUGAGAGAGAAGGCUCCUAUGGCUUCAAAAUUGUUGCUCGAGACUCCUUAGUCACCUUGUUGGAUACUUUUGCAGUAUGUAACAUGGGCUCUUUUGCUGCUGAAGUUGUCGAAGCUAUAAGGGUUAAGGAGGCUCUUAGUUGGAUCAAAACUAAGGGUUGA
Cannabis sativa is the source of this 1017-nucleotide messenger RNA. RefSeq lists its product as uncharacterized. The record is from RefSeq and is a predicted model, not a curated record. The coding region runs from base 1 to 1017 and encodes 338 amino acids. Lineage: Eukaryota; Viridiplantae; Streptophyta; Magnoliopsida; Rosales; Cannabaceae. The transcript has 4 exons.